Opisthocomus hoazin is the source of this 1713-nucleotide messenger RNA. NCBI's taxonomy places the organism in Eukaryota, Metazoa, Chordata, Aves, Opisthocomiformes, Opisthocomidae. The record is from RefSeq and is a predicted model, not a curated record.
AUGUACUUAGUACACCCCUUCAAUCUCUGCACGCUCGCUAGCCGUUGGUUUGGCGGCAGCCCGCCAGCCGCCACGGCUGCCCGAGAGCCAAGGACGGUGGAGGGAGCCCGGUGCUCAAGCCAGGCGAGCUUCCACCUGCUGAGUUUCCACCAGCAGUCCCUUGGAAAGUUUGGUAGUUACCUUUAUAUUAUUGUUAUUAAGGGAAAAUGUCCUGAAGAUGGAUGGGAUGAAAGCACCAUUGAACUGUUUCUUCAUGAACUUGCUAUAAUGGAUAGCAAUAACUUUCUGGGCAACUGUGGUGUGGGUGAGAGGGAAGGAAGAGUGGCGUCAGGACUCGUUGCCCGAAGGCAUUACAGGCUGAUCCAUGGAAUUGGAAGGUCAGGUGAUAUUUCUGCAGUCCAGCCUAAAGCUGCAGGGUCUAGCCUUUUGAACAAACUUACUAAUUCAGUAGUUCUGGAUAUUAUAAAGCUGGCUGGUGUCCGGACGGUGACCAAUUGCUUUGUGGUUCCUAUGGCAACUGGCAUGAGUCUAACUCUGUGUUUUUUAACACUGCGGCACAAGAGACCAAAGGCAAAGUACAUUAUCUGGCCACGGAUAGACCAGAAAUCUUGCUUUAAAUCAAUGAUAACUGCAGGUUUUGAGCCUGUGGUGAUAGAAAAUGUGUUAGAAGGUGAUGAGCUACGGACAGACAUCGAAGCAGUGGAGGCUAAAAUCCAGGCUCUUGGUGCUGAAAAUAUUCUUUGUGUACAUUCUACAACGUCUUGCUUUGCUCCAAGGGUACCUGAUAGGCUGGAGGAACUGGCUGUGAUUAGUGCUAAUUAUGACAUUCCCCAUAUUGUCAACAAUGCAUAUGGAGUUCAGUCUUCGAAAUGUAUGCAUCUUAUCCAGCAGGGUGCUCGAGUAGGCAGAAUAGAUGCUUUUGUUCAGAGCUUGGACAAAAAUUUUAUGGUUCCAGUAGGUGGUGCUAUCAUUGCUGGCUUCAAUGAGUCCUUCAUUCAGGAGAUCAGCAAAAUGUAUCCAGGAAGAGCAUCUGCAUCUCCUUCUUUAGAUGUCCUCAUUACGCUUCUGUCUCUAGGUGCCAGUGGCUACAAACAGUUGCUGAAAGAGAGAAAGGAGAUGUUUUCCUAUCUUUCAAGUGAGCUGAAGAAGCUGGCAGAUAUCCAUAAUGAGAGAUUGUUAGACACACCACAUAAUCCCAUUUCCUUAGCCAUGUCACUGAAGAAUCUUGAUGAAAAUAAUGAUGCUGCUGUUACCCAGCUUGGAUCUAUGCUUUUCACAAGACAAGUUUCUGGAGCGAGGGUUGUUCCCUGUGGGUCUGUACAAACAGUGAAUAACUACACUUUUAAAGGCUUCAUGUCACAUACAAAUGACUAUCCCUGUGCUUACCUCAAUGCUGCCUCAGCAAUUGGAAUUAAAAAGCAAGAUGUAGAUGUGUUCCUGAAAAGACUUGACAAGUGUUUGAAGACUUCUAGAAAAGAAGCCAAGAAAGAAAAAAGUGUAAAUGAAAUAGGUAAUUCUGAUACAGGCACAGAACACCUUGAAGAGUAGGUGAUAGAGAUGUGGUAACACAGGAAGAUACGCUUUUGUUUGAAGGAUGUCAGGUUUGUAUUGGGUUAGCAUUGGGAAUCAGCAGUGGAGAAAAUUUAUUCCUGAUCUGAAAUCAACAGCAACAAAAAAACUUGGGUGAAAUUCAGCUUUAAAGAAAGUAGGUGA